AUGGCCUCGAUGAGCAAGAGAACCCAGGCGCGGAAUGAGCGGGAGCUUCACGAGCUGCUCUCCGUGCCCGGGAAUUCCCAAUGCGCCGAUUGUGGUGCGAAGAACCCGGCGUGGGCGAGCUGGAAUCUGGGAGUCUUCCUCUGCAUGCGAUGCGCCUCCCUGCAUCGCAAAUUGGGCACUCAUAUAUCCAAGGUCAAGUCCCUGAGCAUGGACACUUGGUCGACAGAGCAGGUUGAGAACAUGAGGCGCAACGGCAACAACGCCGUCAACAAGAUCUACAACCCCAAGAACAAGAAGCCUGACAUGCCUCUCGAUGUGGACGAAGUCGACUCGGCCAUGGAAAGAUUCAUACGCAAGAAAUACCAGGAAAAGAGUCUCUCAGAUGGCAGGCCCCAACCUCCUCAGCGCGACGACGACUUACCUUCCAGUUAUUCCAGACCUCAAGGAGGAGAUCUGGAUUCUUCUCCACCUCCUCUACCUCCCAAGAAAGGCAAAUUCUUUGGUUUCGGUCUUCGUGCCUCGUCUUCCGCCUAUUCUCUGUCGAGGCAUGACAAGAAAAAGCAUCAGAAAGAGCCCCGAGUCGACAGCUCGUUCCGCAUUCCCACUGGAGACUACGAUUCAAGGAUGGACGAUGCACGCUUUGAGAUGACAGAUGCGGAAUUGCAAAAGAAGUUGGCUACAUUGCGAGACAUGGGUUUUACCGACACCGACCGCAACACGAGCCUGCUGCGCCGCUUGAAUGGGAAUGUGGAAAGGACCAUUGAGGCUCUAGUUCAACUUGGGGCGAAAGAAAAUGGCAAUACUGUUUCCUCCAGAAGACAGGGAUCGACGCCUGCUGCGAGUGAAGAGCCUACCUCCAGGCCUCAAGAGCAGUCGUACAACCCAUUUACUUCCAUAACUAACCAACAGACUGUUGGCCUUUCGCUGGCAAAGUCCCAGGAGCCCUCGACUCCAACCAGCGCUACGACUUAUGGCAGCAACAAUCCUUAUGCUCAGCCUAAUCGCAGCCCGCCCGAGACUGGAUUGGAACAGUCCUUUCAAUCCAUGCAAGUUUCUCAACCCUUGUUCCCUCACAGUACUGGGGGAUAUCCGAGCCAACCCGCUCCUUUACAGGAUUCCCGCUUUCAGUAUUCAAUGACGCCCCCAGUCACAUCGACGCAAUUCCAACAAGGCUAUGUGGCGUCACCAGCAGCGGUUCCGGUCGUCAGCAAUCCGUUCUUCCAGCCUCCCUCCGUGUCAGCUCAGUCCACAGGGAACAACCCGUUCCUUUCCCAGGUGCCUCCAUCUCCUUCAUCGAAUCCCUUCUUCAAUUCGCAGUCGCCUGGACAAUCAGCGCAAGGACAAUUACGGCAGAGCUCGCUCCCAGCGAAUCUCAAUCCCUUUGGGAUACCACCCUCCCAGUCUUCGCCCCCUCAAACGACACAGUAUGCCCAGUUGCAGCAACCUCAAGACCUCUUCGGUACUGCUCCUCAGAGUCAGCCGCAGCCGAACAACCCUUUCCAACAGCAAGGCAUACAGCAGCAGCAACAGUCUCAAAUGUCGAGUCCUCAAGUAUCUCAAAGUCAAUCUCCUUAUGCGAAUUUCCAAUACACCCAACCUCAGACACAACCCCAACCGCACACACAAACGCAAUCGGCGCCAAUGCCAAUGCCUCAAUUCCAGCAACAGCAGUUAUACUCUCAGCCACAAUUCUCUCAGCAGACUCAACAGACUUUGAUGCCCCAACAAACAGGCCGCUAUGACAAAGGUUCCAUUUUGGCCCUCUACAACUAUCCACAGCUCGCUCCUCAGCCGCUCGCUUCAAUUCCAGAACCUGUAUCCGAACAGCAGCACCAGCAGCAACAGCAACACCUGCAACAAACGCCUCAACAACAAGUCUCAUAUGCUUCAGCGGGUGAUAUAUUUGGCAACAGUCAUAUCUCGCCGGCGAAACGUAGUGCUACUAUGCCUGUGUCGCUGUCGAAUAUGCAUUCUGCUGGUGGGAGUGGGAAUCGAAACCCAUUCAUGACCAAUGUCUCCAGUGCUAACAUGAAUAACGUCAAUGCCAAUGGAGCUGUGAAUCCUUUUACUGGUGGCGGCGCCAGUCCAUUUGGAUCCCCUCCUCCAGGGCAGGCUGCUCAGAACCAGAGUUAUGGACAGAAUUUUGCGGCACCACAGCAGCCGUUUGGACAAGCGAUGAACAUGCCCAACGGUAUGGGGGGCGUGGGAGUACAAAGGCCACAGCAUGGCAUCGCAGCAAGGCAUGCCAGCGCAGAGAGCGUGAGUAUCAACAAUUUGGAAGCGGGAAGGCAUAGUCCCGACGCGUUUGCGAAUUUGAGCGCGAGAUAUAUGAGAUGA
Molecule: messenger RNA, 2337 nt
Organism: Fonsecaea multimorphosa CBS 102226
Lineage: Eukaryota; Fungi; Ascomycota; Eurotiomycetes; Chaetothyriales; Herpotrichiellaceae
Exons: 2
Coding region: 1-2337 (778 amino acids)
Biological process (GO): endoplasmic reticulum to Golgi vesicle-mediated transport; endocytosis; intra-Golgi vesicle-mediated transport
Cellular component (GO): Golgi apparatus
Molecular function (GO): protein binding; GTPase activator activity
Source: RefSeq, a predicted model, not a curated record